This is a messenger RNA of Eremothecium gossypii ATCC 10895, 378 nucleotides long. It is a transcript of the gene MLO1, whose product is annotated as Mlo1p. Lineage: Eukaryota; Fungi; Ascomycota; Saccharomycetes; Saccharomycetales; Saccharomycetaceae. The transcript has a single exon. The record is from RefSeq and is marked provisional. The coding region runs from base 1 to 378 and encodes 125 amino acids.
AUGUGGCGCAGGGUAGCAAGAACGGUUACAUGUAGAAGAUGGGCACACGGCGGGAGCUACAAACAGUGGCACGAGCUUGGGCUGGAUGAGCAGCAGCGGUUUGCGCGGGACUUUGUGGAGAACUACCGCGCGCAGUACCCGGGGUCCAAGACCAAUGUGUCGCUGCGCGGGCUAACGCUGAACAUGGAAGAGCACGGGGAUGCGCCGGCUGUAUUUGGCAUUUUCUACAACGAUAUAUGGCGCCUGCGCCAGCAGCGGGAGGCGGCCCUGUACGGGGCCGGGCAGCGGGUGCCUGCCGGCAGCGCUGUGCGCGAGCACGGGCGCUUCGCGCACGAGAGCUUCCACGACCUGCUGGUCGAGAUAGAGUCUGCAGAAUGA